ACCUCUGCUACUCUAGAGCAAGAACUACCAAGAUGCCCAUCCUGGAAAAGGUCCCAUAUAGGAUGCCUGUAAAAACUCCCAGCAGUGAGGAGGAACUUGGCUUGCCCAAAUUGCCAGUGCCCCCACUACAGCAAACACUGGCCACCUACCUACAGUGCAUGAGGCACCUGGUGCCCGAGGAGCAGUUCAGGAAGAGCCAGGCCAUCGUGAGGCGAUUUGGGGCCCCUGGAGGCCUUGGUGAGGCCCUACAACAGAAACUCCUGGAGCGGCAGGAAAAGACAGCCAACUGGGUGUCUGAGUACUGGUUGAAUGACAUGUAUCUCAAUAACCGCCUGGCCCUGCCCGUCAACUCCAGCCCUGCUGUGAUCUUUGCUAGGCAGCACUUUCAAGACACUAAUGACCAGCUCAGGUUUGCAGCCAGCCUCAUUUCUGGUGUGCUCAGCUACAAAGCCCUGCUAGACAGCCACUCCAUCCCCACUGACUGGGCCAGAGGCCAGCUCUCAGGGCAUCCCCUCUGUAUGAAGCAGUACUACAGGCUCUUCUCCUCCUACCGGCUCCCUGGCCACACCCAGGAUACACUGGUGGCCCAGAAGAGCAGCAUUAUGCCCGAGCCUGAGCAUGUCAUUGUAGCCUGCUGCAACCAGUUCUUUGUCUUGGAUGUUGUCGUUAAUUUCCGUCAUCUCAGUGAGGGUGAUCUGUUCACUCAGUUGAGAAAGAUAAUCAAAAUGGCGUCCAACGAGGAUGAACGCUUGCCUCCAAUCGGCCUGCUGACAUCAGACGGGAGGAGUGAGUGGGCCAAGGCCAGGACGGUCCUCCUAAAAGACUCCACCAACCGGGACUCACUGGAUAUGAUCGAGCGCUGCAUCUGCCUGGUGUGCCUGGAUGCCCCAGGUGCUGGAGAACUCAGUGACAGCCACAGGGCACUCCAGCUCCUUCAUGGUGGAGGCUGCAGCAAGAACGGGGCAAAUCGCUGGUAUGACAAGUCCCUGCAGUUUGUGGUGGGCCGAGAUGGCACCUGUGGCGUGGUGUGCGAGCACUCUCCAUUUGAUGGCAUCGUCCUGGUGCAGUGCACAGAGCACCUGCUGAAGCACAUGAUGAAGACCAACAAGAAACUAGUCCGAGCUGACUCGGUCAGCGAACUCCCUACACCCAGGAGGCUGAGGUGGAAAUGUUCCCCGGAAAUCCAAGGCCACUUAGCUUCAUCAGCAGAAAAACUUCAACGAAUAGUAAAAAAUCUGGAUUUCAUUGUUUAUAAGUUUGAUAAUUACGGGAAAACACUGAUUAAGAAGCAGAAAUUCAGCCCAGAUGCCUUCAUCCAGGUGGCCCUCCAACUGGCCUUCUACAGGCUUUAUAAGAGACUGGUGCCCACCUAUGAGAGCGCAUCCAUUCGCCGGUUUCAGGAGGGUCGGGUGGACAACAUCAGAUCAGCUACUCCAGAGGCUUUGGCUUUUGUGCAAGCCAUGACUGACCAUGAGGUUGCCCUGCUGGAAUUUGAGAAGCUGCAACUACUGCAGGCUGCCAUCCAAGCCCAGACCGAGUACACAGUCAUGGCCAUAACAGGGAUGGCCAUUGACAACCAUCUGCUGGCACUGCGUGAGCUGGCCCGGGAUCUGUGCAAAGAGACACCUGAGAUGUUCAUGGAUGAAACAUACUUGAUGAGCAACCGAUUUGUCCUCUCUACAAGUCAGGUGCCCACAACCAUGGAGAUGUUUUGCUGCUAUGGCCCUGUGGUCCCCAAUGGCUAUGGAGCCUGCUACAACCCCCAGUCCGAGGCCAUCCUCUUCUGCAUCUCCAGUUUUCACAACUGCAAGGAGACCUCAUCUGCCAAGUUUGCAGAAGCUGUGGGAGCAAGCCUUAUUGACAUGAAAGACCUCUGCAGCUCCUGGCAGCCUGCUGAGAGCAAGCCACUGUCAACAAAGGAAAAAGCUAGAGGCUCAGCCAGAGCUAAAGAUCUUGACUCCCAUUGCUAGGUAUUAGUUAAAGAGCCCAACCUUCUUCAGGGGCCAGACCUGCCAAGCCAACCCUUGCUUCAAUCUCAUCUCCCCACCUGCCACCCCAGCUUUCUGUUGCUCCCCUGUCUUUAGGGCCCAAUCCACAGGCUGGAUGCAGAAGUAUCACACAAGGCUGGUGUGUUAGGAGAAAGGAUCCUUCGUUAUGUAUUAAGGUACCCUCUGGCCUUUGCAACUGGAAAUGAGAUCAGCCUAGUUUGGAAGCAGCCUGGGUGACCUAGGACCCCUCUUUGGAGUCUUCAGAAACUUAAUAUUCCUUCCCAGCAGUACCCAGAAGGUGCAAGUGAUGAUUCCACCUAGUGAAAGAAUGAGUCACCCCAUUACAUGUUAUGUGUCCAAAUAAGUUGUGAAGGCACAGGCUAGCUCUGGGUCAUUACCUCUUGUCUUUUGGGGAGGAGUAGAUACUUUAUUUUCAGACUCAGAACAUCUGAUCCUGGUAUUUCGAAUGCCUCCACUGAGCCAUGCAGUCCUGGAAAUACCCAACAUUCUCUCUCUCUCUCUCUCUCUCUCUCUCUCUCUCUCUCUCUCUCUCUCCCCACACACACACAUACACCCCAAGUUCAUUUAAAAUACAGUGACCUGCACCCUCAAAGACAUUUCUCUUUUCACUCCUGCAGCAGCCUUCCUUGAGUUCAGAUAAUCACAUCCAGCUAUUCAGUUUUCUUCAUUUGAAAAUGGAAGGAACUGGACAAGGCUGUGAGGAUUAAGAUAAAGGUUAGGGUGUGGAUAAAAAGACCUUUGCAUGACCUUGGGGAUGGCACCGUCCAGCAGGCAUUGUUUGAGUGAUUUUCUUUCAAACCAUUUACAGUAAUACGAGACCCAAGCUUAUACCUGCCAUUCUCUGAUUAUCAGAAAAGGAAUUCCCUGUAUUUAUUUAGCUAUCAAACCACACACUGUGAGGGCUUCAAGACCCAUGAGUGGCAGACCCUUGACUGGAGGGAGCACCUACUCCCUUAGGGAGGGACUGGAAGCAGGUCUUCCCCCUCUAAGGACAGAUGGAUGUACUCUGUCUUUAUGCAAAGGCAACACUGAGCCAUGGCCAUGGGCUUCUAUGUGGGGACCCUGGGAAAAGACUGUUCCAUAUGUCCCUAAAGAGAUGGAAAAUGAGAUAGUCGUUUGGAACAGUGAUGCAUAGUAAG
Molecule: messenger RNA, 3148 nt
Organism: Nannospalax galili (Upper Galilee mountains blind mole rat)
Lineage: Eukaryota; Metazoa; Chordata; Mammalia; Rodentia; Spalacidae
Gene: Chat
Product: choline O-acetyltransferase
Exons: 14
Coding region: 33-1970 (645 amino acids)
Biological process (GO): acetylcholine biosynthetic process; neuromuscular synaptic transmission
Cellular component (GO): neuron projection; cytoplasm
Molecular function (GO): choline O-acetyltransferase activity
Source: RefSeq, a predicted model, not a curated record